Trametes versicolor FP-101664 SS1 is the source of this 2025-nucleotide messenger RNA. Its product is annotated as arginyl-tRNA synthetase. Gene Ontology annotation, molecular function: ATP binding; arginine-tRNA ligase activity. The transcript is spliced from 5 exons. Gene Ontology annotation, biological process: mitochondrial translation; arginyl-tRNA aminoacylation. The coding region runs from base 87 to 1937 and encodes 616 amino acids. Gene Ontology annotation, cellular component: cytoplasm; mitochondrion. NCBI's taxonomy places the organism in Eukaryota, Fungi, Basidiomycota, Agaricomycetes, Polyporales, Polyporaceae. The record is from RefSeq and is a predicted model, not a curated record.
CUCGUUCUCCCUCUGUACUGCUACCCCGCUCAUCCGCUCAGACUCUCUACACAUCCCACCAAAACUUGCGCCAAACCUGCCGCACUAUGGCAUCAACAUCCGCGGAAUCAUCCACCGCCAACAAGCCCACGUUGGCGCCCUCGCCGUUCGCGGUGCCCACCGAUCUGCCCGCCCUCCCAGAGGUCGCGGGCACGGACCCCACGCGAUGCGUGCUCGACUCGUUCCGGAUCGCGAUCGCGAAGGUCGUCGCGGAUGCACUGGAGCCGCUGACCGUCGAGCAGGUCUACCAGGGCGUGGACUACGGGAAGAAGGGGGAGGAUUUCACCGUCGCGCUGCCGCGGUUCAAGCUCCCGGGCAAGAUUGAUGAGCUCGCGAAGAAAGUGAUCGGAAAGUUCCAACCAGACGAAUGGGUCGAGUCCGUCACGCACGACCGCGCCUUCCUCCACUUCCGCUGCCGAACGUCGACGCUCAUGCGCCUCACGCUCGACCAAAUCCACGCGCUCACCUACGACACCGCCUCAAAACAGCCCGAGUACGGCUCGAACUUCCUCGGGGAGGGCAAGCGCGUGAUCAUCGAGUACUCGUCGCCGAACAUCGCGAAAUCCUUCCACGUCGGCCAUUUGCGGAGCACGAUCAUCGGCGCGUUCCUCGCGAACUUGUAUAAGGCGUGCGGCUGGGAGGUCAUCUCCAUGAACUACCUCGGCGACUGGGGCACCCAGUUCGGCCUCAUCGCCGUCGGGUUCGAAAAGUACGGGUCGCAAGAAGCGCUCGAAAAGGACGCGAUCCAGCACCUGUUCGAAGUCUACGUGAAGAUCAGCGCCGCGGCGGAGGCGGACCCGACGAUCCGCGACGAGGCCGCGGCGUGGUUCCGGCGGAUGGAGGACGGGGACGAGGAGGCGCUGAAGAACUGGCGCGUGUGGCGCAAGCUCUCCGUGGGCAAGUACGCGGAGGAGUACGCGCGCCUGAACGUGCACUUUGACGUGUACACGGGCGAGAGCGAGGUCCCGCAGGCGGCGAUGGACGCGGCGCUGGGCCGCCUGCGCGAGCUUGCGCUCAUCGAGGAGGAUAAUGGCGCGCUGCGUGUGAACCUCGAGAAGCACAAGCUCGGGAAGGCCGUCGUCCGGAAGCGGGACGGAACGUCGAUCUACCUGACGCGCGACAUCGGCGGCGCGGUGAACCGCUACGACCAGUACAAGUUCGACAAGAUGAUCUACGUGAUCUCCGCGCAGCAGGACAUGCACGUCGCGCAGUUCUUCAAGGUGCUCGAGCUGAUGGGGUACGAGUGGGCGAAGAGCCUCGAGCACGUGAACUACGGGCUCGUGCUGGGCAUGAGCACGCGCCGCGGCACGGUCGUGUUCCUCGACCAGAUCAUCCGCGAGGCGUCGACGGUGAUGCACGACCAGAUGCGGAAGAACGAGGAGAAGUACAACGCGGUCGAGAACCCCGAGUUCGUCGCGACCGAGAUCGGGAUUACUGGCGUCAAGAUCCAGGACAUGGCUGCCAAGCGGAUCAACAACUACAGCUUCAACUGGGAGCGCAUGCUCUCGUUCGAGGGCGACACCGGGCCGUAUUUGCAGUACGCGCACGUCCGCCUCUCGUCGAUCGAGCGCAAGAACCCGGAGCUGCUGCCGCUCCCCGCGCCCUCGCAGCUGCACACGGACCUGCUCGUCGAGUCGCAGACGCGCGAGAUCGUGUUCCUGCUGGGCUCGUACCCGGACGUGGUGAAGACGGCGCUGAAGACGCACGAGCCGAGCGGGAUCGUGACGUUCGCGUUCCGGCUGUCGCACGGGAUCUCGAGCGCGUGGGAGACGGUGAUCGUGAAGGGCGAGCAGGACAAGGAGAAGGCGAAGGCGCGGAUGGCGCUGUACCUCGCGGCGCGCGACGUGCUUGGGGCGGCGCUCCGGCUGCUCAGCAUCAAGCCCCUCGAGCGCAUGUAGAGGGGUAGAGGGGCUCGGUGGAAGAAAACAUAGAUGUACUCUUAAUGCAUUUUCUUGCUCAUCUGGACCGCUCAAACAGACGUUGUCC